Molecule: messenger RNA, 1963 nt
Organism: Zonotrichia albicollis (white-throated sparrow)
Lineage: Eukaryota; Metazoa; Chordata; Aves; Passeriformes; Passerellidae
Source: RefSeq, a predicted model, not a curated record
GAUAAGAUGCUGAAUUGUCAUUUUUCUAGGGACAAAGGGAAAGCUGCACUGCAGGGAGACCCCACAGAGCUCUACAACACUCCCAGCAAAAGUCUGGGAUGGGGCUGCAAAGCAGAGACCGCAACCCAGCAGUGGCAGGAAUGAAACCUGAGGUGCAGCCUGGAGCUGAGCUUCCAAGGAUAAGAACCUUGGCAUUGCGCAGCAGCACCAGCGGGUUUGGGGUAGUGACAUCCCAAAAAAAGUGUGUGUCCUUCCUGAGGAUCAGACAGUAUCCUAAGCACACAGGGCUUUCCACUCACGGGGUGCACGGAGCGCUUUUCCUCCUCUUGUCACCCGUGUUCAGCAUCCGUCACAGAUCCCAAGGUCUCAGGGCCACCCAUCCCUCUUUGUCCAAGUUAAUGAUUCAAACGGUCUGGAUCUCUGAGGCCCUGCCAGCCAGGCCCCAGGGGGCAGGCCAAGGAUGCUUGCCCUCUGGGGUUAAUCAUUCUCCCAGCUGCUGCCCCUGCCUCCAUAAAAACCCCGGGAUGGGAGUCCCGGUGCCGCUUCCCGGCAGGAGGAGGAGAGCCAGCUCCAGCAUGAGGGCAGCCCUGGCCCUGCUGCCGCUCUUGGCCGCUGCACAAGCCUUACACCGAGGGAAAGCUUAUGUCCGGGAGAAGGUCUGCCAGGAGUACAAGAUCCUGGGCAAGGAGAACUUCAGAACCCUAACCAUCAUUGACACCAGCCGGAAAUAUUCCAACGGCACCUUGCAGGAGAUCGGCCACCUCGUGCGGGAAAUCGUCUCCCUGGCCGAGACCUGCUGCGCCGACGGGGCCGACCCCUCCUGCUACGACGCCGGGGUGAGCCUGACCCAAACCAUCCAACAGACCCCANCUCCCAUUCCCGGCUGGGCUUUUGCUGAGCCUGGCAUUCGUUCUAUAGCUCGGUUUUGGGUCGUUCCAGCCCUGCUCAGCCCCAGGGCUCCCGCAGGGCUGCGCUCCCCCUGCAGCAGCAGCGUGACGGAGACCCUGGGGUGGGGACCAGCAGCUGUGUCCAGCCCAGGCGCCGCCUCGUCACAGUGCCCGGGGCCGCAGGUGCAGGUGACACCGAGGACAUCCUGCCCGGGACACAGGGCUCCUUCCCAACGAGCGCUUAAGGUCACCGCGUGCCUUUCUGCGCCUCAGCAGCCGAAACAGCCCUGGGGCACCUGCCCGCCUGUCCUGCCGGUAGCCCAGGGGACACAGCCCGGCCACCCACAGGCAUCUGCGCAAAAAGCUCUGGCUGGACAGUGGGUGGAACAAUCCUCACAACCCUUAUUUGGACUCAGCUUUGGGGAAGAGCUGCAGCUCCCCAGCAGCGCUGGAACCCAGGAGUUUCUGCUGAAUCGAUGUCCAUCUGAGCUGGGACACAACGCUGGACUGUGUCACACAGGGAUAGAAGGGGAAGUUGUGAACAGCUGGGGACUCUGGUGGGACAACUGGGAAUCACAGCGAGUCCCCAGACUCCAGUGGAACGAGUGGACAAGGUUCAGCUCCGCCCUGGGUCCUCCGGGAGGGAACCCGAGCAGGAGCAGCCUCCGGGGAAAUGGGUGGAGGGUGGCACCGGGUGCGUGGAGCCUUUCCCACCCCAGGGCCCGCGGGGAUCCGGGACGCGGGGCCGGGACUCCCGUGGAGCGCGGGGUCACACCGCCCUCUGCCGGCGCCACGGGACAGGUGGCACCGGGGCUGUCCCCGCCUCGACAGCGCCUGUGUGACCCAGGCACAGCACCCCGCAUAGUCCAAGGGCUGCGGUUCCCUCGGACACAGGAACAGGAGGUAUUUUAUUCCCGAAACAGAGCACGAACAGUAGAGUUAAUGCAUGAGAGACAACAGACUCAAUGCAGGUCAGAGAUUCCCGGUGGAAGAUAAAUAAAUUACACAAAGAAGGAAAAAAUGGUUUGAUGGAAUGAGGGAUGUAGAGACUGGACUCUUCCCAGAGUGUGUAGUGA